This is a messenger RNA of Dioscorea cayenensis subsp. rotundata (Guinea yam), 1215 nucleotides long. RefSeq lists its product as uncharacterized. The record is from RefSeq and is a predicted model, not a curated record. Bases 529 to 1215 code for a protein of 228 amino acids. The transcript has 4 exons. NCBI's taxonomy places the organism in Eukaryota, Viridiplantae, Streptophyta, Magnoliopsida, Dioscoreales, Dioscoreaceae.
CCCUCACCACUAGUCUAGAUCACACUUCCAAUCAAAAUUCAAAUGUGACAUUCUCCUAAACAACAUGUGUGAAUCCUUUAAUGGGCACAUUCUUGAGGCUAGGACUAAAGGAAUUGUCACCAUGAAUGAGAUGAUUAGAACCCAACUAAUGAUAACAAUUCAAAAAGAAGGGAUUCCAUGGAGAGAAUCAUAGGAAACCACUGCCCUUGGAUAAUCAAGAAACUAGAGAAAUCUAAGCAAUUAAGUUUCCCGCAUACAACAACAUGGUUUCAGGUGUCUCAAUACCAAAUUUCAGGACCUGAUGGACAGUAUGUAGUUGAUAAGGACAUAAGUACUUGCAGCUGUAGAAGGUGGCAAUUAACUGGUGUGCCUUGUCCUCAUGCAAUUUCAGCAAUAUACUAUAAUAAUGGCAGUCCUAAAAACUACUUGGACGAGUGCUAUUAAGUGAGGACCUACCUGAACACCUACAGACAUACCUUGAACCCCACCAAUGGUAGGGAUCAUUGGCCCAAGAGUGAUCAGGGGCCAAUGAUACCACCAGAACCAGUCAACAAGAAAUUGAGCAGGAAAACCAUGAUCAGGAGAAGGGAAGCGGAUGAAGAAAGUAGAGGGUACACUAAUGGCAAAGUUUGCAAGAAAGGAGUUACAAUGAAAUGCAGUGUUUGUGGCAUUGCCGGACAUAACAAAAGAUACCAUGGGCAGGGGAGAAAUUCAAAUGUGGGUGGGCAGCAUAGUGGACAACAGAGUGAAGCAGGGCUGCAGAAUCCCAUGGACAACAUAGACCCCCAGGUUCUGGAGAAGCAUUUCACAUUGUUGGACUCAUUGGCCAUGGGUCAUGACCAUGUCCCAGCAACCUCACAACAACAAAUAUCUAAAGAAGCCAUGUCACAGAUAAUAAAUGCAUCAUGUGAAGGAAACUCUAGCCAAACAAUUCAUGCAGCUAAUACUAGGAGACAGAAGUUUGAUACAAUAGGAGGCAAAAGCAAGACACCAGAUCCUACAAAUAUUGCUCCACACAUGACACUAUCAAUCAAGGGAGGGAAAAAAAUAGGUCCAACUGAUGAAAGACCACCAGUGAUUAAGGUUCAGUCAAGAGAUAAAGAGGAUAUUCAGAGGAACAAAGAUGUUGAUGCUCCAAAGAAAAGGAAAAUCUGGGUCCCUCCAAGAGUUACAAAUACUGGGAGUGGCACUGGCAAUGCUAGAGGGCCAGCUUGA